CAGAGGGACAGAGAGGAGAUAGAAGGGGAGUAGAGAGACGAGAGGAGCGACAGAGAGGAGAUAUAAGGUUGCCGUUGUUUGUAGUCCAGCAAUGCGGGACGGAAAUCCUAGACGGCGUACCGCUCGAACAAAGGUUCAAACAGAGGAUGGAAUCCAACGACCAAGGCCCGGGGAAAUCGCACACUUGCUGCACAUGGACAUGGCUGCUCAUCAAAAGAAGACAGCCGACUUCAACAAUGGGUGGAAGCGAGCCCUCUUGUUUGCUUCGAUUGGGCUAGCGGCCGUAAGCUUGCUUAAGGCGGUCGAGAAGGCCAGAGAAGGAGACUUGGGCUGGUUGGAGCGUGGCCUGACGUCGGCCAACGCUGGCCUCAUUGGGUUUUGGGUGUCGCAGGUUGACCUUCAGACGGACAAGGCGUCUCUACUUUAUUGCAAGAUUGCGGCUUUCGCGGUGUCCCUGUACCAGCUGGUGUCGUGGUGGACUAGUCGACAAAGUGAAAUCCACGUGGACUUUCCAGUAGCUGUUAUUCUGCUCAUCGUAGUUGUGGCCUCUGUCGCGUCGAUGAAAUCAGCUCUCAAUGAGGCGGACAACGCCUUCCGAGCAAGCGAAGCUCUUGCCGAGAAGGUAGAUAGAAGACGUUAAGGAGAUUUUCCCUCUCCUCGCUAGCAAGCUUCGUUGUCUUUGCGGUUGCGCUGCUCUUGCCCGAUGGCCGUGAUAGUGGCGGCAAAGGCUACCUUAGACGGCGGCGGUAUCAGCUUCCCUCGAGUUAGCAGGGGACUGUGGUGUCCCUUGCAUCAAUUCUUGGUCACGCUGCUCUGCCUCCUUUGUUGCCUCCAACUGUACGGUCUCGUAGAACCUGCCGUAUAGAAUAGUAUAGUAAUAGCAUAAGUAGGGGUUCCGUGCCUACCGCGCGAGGUUGACGUCAAGAACAGCCGGAUUGCUUGCUAGUGGAUAACGGUUGUUCACAUCAAGGGACGGCGCAAGUUCUCCACUCCACUAGCACACGCUAGAGGUCGCUUUCGAGUCGUACAGUACUAAGCCGGCGCCAGGUGUAGUUGGUGCCCUCGAAACCUCUCUAAAUGGUAUGAAUUGGGAUCCCGAAUCUGGGCGAAGCGAUCUCU
Ectocarpus siliculosus is the source of this 1119-nucleotide messenger RNA. The record is from the annotation of a GenBank genome assembly. Lineage: Eukaryota; Phaeophyceae; Ectocarpales; Ectocarpaceae.